Messenger RNA from Suillus plorans, 393 nucleotides. RefSeq lists its product as uncharacterized. The transcript is spliced from 3 exons. Bases 1 to 393 code for a protein of 130 amino acids. NCBI's taxonomy places the organism in Eukaryota, Fungi, Basidiomycota, Agaricomycetes, Boletales, Suillaceae. The record is from RefSeq and is a predicted model, not a curated record.
AUGCCGUCGUUCAAAUGUACCACUACCGGUGUUGAGCUCAUUGCCAAGCCCAAGCUUCUCUUGUUCUUGGACGCACCUACCUCUGGUCUUGAUUCUCAGUCAGUCUGUGCCAUCAUGAAGUUUCUUUGUAAGCUUCACGUGGUGAGUGCUAAAGUGUACUUGCUUGCUAUCGAGCUAGCAUCCAUAAACAUUCUGGAGAGUUGGUCCAGGUCUUUAACCAACUCUUGCUCCUCAAAAAAGGCGGCCAGACUGUACUUUGGUGACAUCGGCGAAGGGUCUUCUACUAUGCUUGAGUGUUUCGAGCAUAACAGUUCCCCACGAUGCAACCCUAAUGCAAACCUGGCUGAGUACAUGUUUGAUGUCAUUGGCGAGGUACAACAGCAUCGACCUUGA